AUGGUUCCGGUUCGUGGAAAAACAAGGCUGCUAGGGGACGGGACAAGUCUUCCUAAAGAGUCGGUUGAUGUAGAGAUGGAUAGUAUUCUUAAGAGAUACAAAAGGAGACCCAAGUCUAUGGAGUUAAUGUGUUAUGCAGAAUUUGCAUCAUGGUAUGAAGUCAUCCCUAAGCAGAGGGAAAAGAAAUCAGUUAAUGUUGAAGCAGAAUUACCCGAAACUGAAUAUGUUCAUGACCAAGAAGAUGACAUUGUGCCUAUAAAUGAUGACGAUGAAAUGACAAGUAUCGAUGCCGCUUUCACUGAACGGGGCACUGGGCCAUACACUUUGGCUUUAAAGGUCAAGGUUGUUGCGGUUAAGCCUGCAGAAGUAUACAGGAAGGAUGGCGAAGAGAAAAGAGUCAUGAACUUUGCCAUGAGUGACGGCAUUACCACGGCAAAAGGGAUCUGCUACGACCCAGCAAAGUUUUGUAAAUUGCAGGUGGGCAACACUUUGGUUGUGCGAAACAGCAUUCGCCGAACAGAGGAUGAGGUGAGAGUCCUCAUCUUGACAAGCACAUCGAAGGUGCUCAUGUCGGCACCCCUUCAGGUGCCUCCACAACAUGUGCAGGAGGGUGAGAGGCUCCUGAAUCCACCACCGGCAGAGAUUGUUGCAAUAAAAACUGCACUAACUUCACCUGCAAAGAAACGGGUCUCCAUAAGUGGGAAAGUCACUCAGGAAGACGAACCGAGAGAGGUGCAGGUCCAAGGUGGAAUGGUCCCCAUCAAGACCAUCACUGUCAUGGAUGACAGUUCAAAGACACAGGUCACUCUCUGGCGUGAUGCCGUUCAAAGUGAUGUGAGGCCUGGUGACCAUGUGACGAUCACCGAUGUGAUCGUCAACAGCUAUCAGAAUGUCCUGUCACUGUCCACAACUGCGAGGUCGAAAAUCCAAAAAACAGAAGCUCCCCUUGUACAGUCUAUCGUCACUGUGGAGGCAAUCGGUGUGAGCGACGGAGUUGCUGAAUGUUUUUGUAACAACGGAGAAAUUGUAAACAUGCCUGCUGAACUUCUCCAGCAGGCAUUAGAGGAGGAUGGACUUGUAAUGCCUGACAUCGAGAUGGCCACUGCAACUGCUCCAAUUGACCUGCAGUUGGUCUCCAAGGGCUCUGAAGUUGUGAGCGUCAUCAAAUUGUAGUUAACAUGAAAGUUCUGUACAUGUACAAAGUGUAAAUAUAGUAAAUAUAGUCUGUUUUUUUUGCGUGUUCUUA
This is a messenger RNA of Dreissena polymorpha, 1246 nucleotides long. RefSeq lists its product as uncharacterized. The transcript is spliced from 6 exons. Gene Ontology annotation, molecular function: DNA binding. NCBI's taxonomy places the organism in Eukaryota, Metazoa, Mollusca, Bivalvia, Myida, Dreissenidae. The coding region runs from base 1 to 1173 and encodes 390 amino acids. The record is from RefSeq and is a predicted model, not a curated record. Gene Ontology annotation, biological process: mitotic cell cycle checkpoint signaling; response to ionizing radiation; double-strand break repair via homologous recombination.